UCCCUUUCUGCCCAUAUCUAUCUCUCCAUCACUGCAUUUCCUUCUCUUUGAUACAUAUCAAUGGCUGAUUCAGAUGUUGGAAAGCUUCACGUGGAAGUCGAGGUGAAAUCUCCGGCGGAUAAGUACUGGGUGAGCCUCAGGGACUCGACCGAAGUCUUCCCCAAGGCUUUCCCUCAUGAUUACAAGAGCAUCGACGUCCUUGAAGGCGACGGCAAGGCUGUUGGAUCCAUUCGCCUCAUAACAUAUUCUGAAGGUUCUCCGAUUGUGAAGGUGUCAAAGGAGACCAUCGACAAGGUUGAUGAGACAAACAAAGCCGUGGCUUACCGGGUGAUCGACGGUGAUCUGCUCAAGUACUACAAGAGCUUCAAGUGCAUCCUGACCGUGAAUCCUAAGGGAGAAGGGAGCUUGGUGAAAUGGUCGUGUGAGUAUGAGAAAGCUCAUGAGCAGGUUCCUGAGCCGAGCAUCAUUAAGGACUUUGCUGUCAAGAACUUUCAUGAGCUCGAUGACUAUGUCCUCGCUCAUUGA
This is a messenger RNA of Argentina anserina (silverweed cinquefoil), 525 nucleotides long. Its product is annotated as MLP-like protein 423. The record is from RefSeq and is a predicted model, not a curated record. The transcript is spliced from 2 exons. Gene Ontology annotation, molecular function: signaling receptor activity; protein phosphatase inhibitor activity; abscisic acid binding. Gene Ontology annotation, biological process: abscisic acid-activated signaling pathway; defense response. NCBI's taxonomy places the organism in Eukaryota, Viridiplantae, Streptophyta, Magnoliopsida, Rosales, Rosaceae. Bases 61 to 525 code for a protein of 154 amino acids.